This is a messenger RNA of Esox lucius (northern pike), 4431 nucleotides long. RefSeq names its product DiGeorge syndrome critical region gene 2 (gene dgcr2). Gene Ontology annotation, molecular function: protein binding. The coding region runs from base 259 to 1887 and encodes 542 amino acids. The record is from RefSeq and is a predicted model, not a curated record. Gene Ontology annotation, cellular component: membrane. The transcript is spliced from 11 exons. Lineage: Eukaryota; Metazoa; Chordata; Actinopteri; Esociformes; Esocidae.
CGAAGCCAUCUUGUUUUAUUUCCUUUCUGGAGUAGCUAGCCAACACAUUGGCCAGGCCAGUAGAAUAAGCUAGCUAGCUCGUUAUCUAACAUUAUUGGACUUAUUUCAAGGUUGACUUUAAUACUUCCACCGUUCCAAUAUGUAUUUGAAUGGUUAAGAAAUAUUUUUGUCGCUGAUAGAAUCGAAGCAAACGCUGGUUCAGGUCUAGGUUAAUAUAUUUUUUUUCUGAGUAGAGGAGUUACUAUGACUGGAGGAUAAAUGUUGCCAAAGGCUGACAGCAGCAGUUACGUCCUUCUCUCUCUUCUCUUCGUCCUAACUUUAACAGACCCACCACGGACAGGUCCGCGGUUAGCUCUGGCAGGAUUGUUGUCAGAGCUGCGAUGCAGCCCUGGCCAGUUCACAUGCCGCAGUGGGAAGAUGCAGUGCAUCCCCUUGUCCUGGCAGUGUGACGGCUGGACGGCUUGUGACGACAAGAGCGAUGAGUUGGACUGCCCUCCCAUGAAGGAGGAAACGUUUCAUUUCGCCAACGGGUUCGCCAACGGGUUUGACCAGGUGGAGGACGUCAUGGGUGUGGCCCAGCCGGUGCGCUUUAACAAGAAGUGCCCUAGUGGGUGGCAUCACUAUGAGAAGACAGCCAGCUGCUACAAAGUGUACCUGAGGAAUGAGAACUACUGGCAGGCUGUGGACACAUGUCAGAAAGUCAACGGCUCACUGGCCACCUUCGUUACCAACGAGGAGCUGCAGUUCAUCUUGAAGAUUGAGGUGGAUUUUGAUGAGGAUGUGUGCGAGCGCAGAGAUCAAUGCAAGUUUUGGGUGGGUUACCAGUAUGUCAUCACCAAUCAGAACAAUUCACUGGCAGGCCGUUGGGAGGUGGCAUAUAAAGGGUCAGUACAGGUAUUUAUGCCUCCAGAAGGCCUGACCGACUUUGGAGAGGCAUCCGCAACCCAGGACAGCAUCUUCUGUGCCCAGCUGCAACGCUUCCAGAUCAAGAGCAUGAACGAGCACGGCCUUCACAGCUGGCACGCUGAAAGCUGCUAUAAGAAGUUCCCCUUCCUGUGCAAGAGGAGGCAGACGUGUGUGGACAUAAAGGACCAGGUGGUAACUGAGGGCUACUACUUCACGCCAAAGGGGGAGGACCCGUGUCUGAGCUGCACUUGUCACAACGGCGAGCCAGAGAUGUGUGUGGCCGCGCUGUGCAACCGGCCCGAGGGCUGCAAGCACUUUGGCAAGGACCCGAAGGAGUGCUGCAAGUUCACCUGCCUGGACCCAGAUGGUAGCAGCCUGUUUGACUCCAUGGCCAGUGGGAUGCGUCUGAUUGUCAGCUGUAUCUCCUCCUUCCUCAUCCUCUCUCUGCUCCUCUUCAUGGUUCACCGGCUGCGCCAGCGCCGGCGCCAGCGCAUCGAGACGCUCAUUGGAGGAAACCUGCACCAUUUUAACCUUGGACGACGAGUCCCUGGCUUUGACUACGGUCCGGACGCUUUUGGCACGGGCCUCACUCCCCUGCACCUCUCUGAUGACGGAGAGGGAGGCGCAUUUCAUUUCCAGGAGCCUCCCCCACCCUAUGCUGCAUACAAGUACCCAGACAUACAGCACCCAGACGACCCCCCCCCUCCUUAUGAAGCCUCCAUCAACCCGGACACUAUUCUCUAUGUGGACCUGGCGCGCAAUGGGAUCCGGAUGAUCCCCAGUCAGAUGAGGGACGUGGUGGACGCCAUGACGGACGCCCCGGCCGUCCCCGAGCCAGAGCCUGUGCCCAUGUCGUCCCAGGGGCGGGAGGACUCCAUCGACAGCAGCACCCUACUGGUGGUGCCCGACACCCCCACUGACGAACAGGCCCCCGACAUCCCUACAGACUGCAGCAGCACCUCCCUCAGCACCAUGGUAUAGAGGGAAGGGGUGCCGGAGGAGGCGGGGGGGGGUGGGGCCGCUCCCACAGAUGGAGACUGGAGGACAAUGGCAGACUGCUCCAUCACGCGGGGGUUGGAUUGGGGCACACUGUCGGUCAGAGGACGGGACUGGUUUUGCGAUAGGUGACUUAGAGACGGUGUCUGGAAGGACUGAUGGACCGGUCUGCCUCUGGAGGUGUGCAGCACUGAGCACUCUUCGACUGGUGGUUUUCCUUAACCAGUGGACUUUAACCUGUUAGGUGUCUGUCAGAUUUCUUAUUGAAAACAGAGAGCAGUCUGUUUUUCUUACAUGUGGGCACAAACUGGCGGUUAAGGAAGUCAAAAAGCAUCUAGAAGACCGAUGAUUCUGUACAGAGAAGACUAGCAACUCUACGUCAGGCUAACAAGGCCGAGCUUCUGCCUCUAGUUCUCAUUGGUCAACCCUUGUGAUUUCUUCAUUUUAGUUAGAACUCCCAACUGUCCCCAAUGCAAGUCCUCCUUCAGGUGUCAUGCCUGGUCAUUAUUGAGAAGGUAGACAGAUCCAUUCUGCCCUUUUCAAAUUGUUUUUGGGUUGCAUUGAGGCAGAGGCGUAGUUCCGACUGUCAGUUGAUGGACUAACUGCAUCGCAUGACAAAGGGUAGAGUGUGUCUGCUCAAACAUCCCGUCUGAGAACUUUAUAUCUCCUUAUUAAACAGAUGGAGGAAUUUCCCAAUAGACAGUGUCCUUAAACUGGAAUUUCAGCAUUUGCCAAUCAAUCUGAUAUGCUAACAUGUCUUCCAGAUUGAUGCUAAAGAUUUGAAUAGAAAAAGAUAAAGUUCUGCUACAAAAGGUUUUUUUAACCUUGCAAAGAUAUUUAGGUACGUUAGUGUUAGCUCCAUCUAACACAAUGCUAUGUGUUAAUGUCUGUUUUGAUAAUCUAAAUCCUAGAACUUUUCCAAGAAUCUUGCUGCAAUAUUGGUUUUUGUUCAUGAGUUCUUAAGGUAGUUAGUUGAUUAUUGUGUCCUUUUCCAGGCUGUAAAUUUGUUGCGAUAUCCAAACUUAGGUAAUUGCUUCAAUAAUUUCACAUCAUGAAAUUGAAUGUCAGUGGUGAUUGUGAAUCAAGGUAAGCUUUUCAUGUUGUUGUUUGUUGCUAUAUAAGGAGGGUUGUUUACUGUUUUAUACCUCCUCAUGGAAUGUGUUAAGUUCAAUUUAAGGUACACAUUCUCCUCUUAACAACAUUAAUACUGAUUAUUUCUUCUUCGCCAGUCUGCUACUUUGCUGUAUGUAUGCACACAAUUGUGUAUAAAGACAAAACCUUUCACCAUUUGUCACAUCACCUGUUUACUAUGUCUCAAGAAAAAUGUUUUUAAUACAGAAUAUAUUUUGAAAGCAUUACUGAUAUUCUGGGGAUGUGGAUAAAUAAUCAGUUGUCGUUUUUGGAAGCUGUCAUUGGAUUCACUGUUUCUGUUCUUACUGCUGCGUGUAGUCAUCUCAGUGUCUUAAAUUCAGACUGUGACAACGGUGUAAUUCCAUCGGAGAUGGAACUGGUUCUGUUUUACCAUGAGCCAACAUGUCUUUGGGCUUUAUAAUAAUGAACUACAGGAACCUCUAAUGUGGUAGUAACAGAAUGCUUGGAGGUAUUGGGAAGGCCACAUAAUUUAAACGGAUUGUGGCAAUCGGCUGAAAAGCUCACGUCAUAUAAAGACGUGAGAGCCCGGUUAGGUUCUCUUGUGCUUAGUCUCCCGAGGAGUUAGAAGUGCCAGACAUAUAAAAGCACAAAGCCCCCUAUGAUGAUUCCAGCCAGUUUGGCCCAAGCCCCUACCAGCGUGGUCUUCUAUUUUGCUUUAGUCCGAUCACCAGCAGCACUGAACUGGCAGAAGAUCCAGUUUUAGAAUUGCGUGUGUAUGUGUACUGUGUUUCUGUACAGAUAUACCUGGAUGUCGCGUUGCAGUGUUUUAUGUUAGGGAUGGGGAUCAAGUUAAACUGUUUUCUUUUCUCUGACCCAUAUGUGAAUUAUCAAAGGACAUUAUGUCAUGAACUGUAAAGAGAAAAAAAUUCAAAUCUUCAACUGUGUGUGCAUGUGUGUGUGUGUGUGUGUGUGUGUGUGUGUGUGUGUGGGUGUGGUAUGGUGUUCAGGGAUCACAUCUCUCUUUGGGUUGAGUGUUUCUAGCUUCUUUUUUUUGGGACCUACAGUGCAUGUUUUAAUCUUUAGGCAUGCUGAGAACUUCUUUAAAACAGAUUUAUAAUUUUAAGAACACUGCUCAUCUAGGCCCUGGCUUAGUUCACAAGACUGGUGUGUUGUAGAUGUAUGCAUUGGUCCUCCUGCCUCCAACUGCAACUGCUGCAUUGAUACUAGGUGAUUCAUCGAUAGACAAUGGUGAGCAAAACAACGUCCAAUGUGUUCUGUUAAAAUGCGAUGUUGCAUUUAAUUGUAUUCUCUUAUUUUAAAGCUUUUAAAUUCUACAUUUCUUGCAUCUUUUACAAGGGGCUCUUGUAUUUCUAUAUAAUUUUUUUUGAGGUAGAUGUACAUUAAUAUUAUGCCAAAUAAAUUGUAUAAUGAAGGAGA